GUUGAGCCAGAAGGCUUGUCUGAGCUUCACCAUGGAACCCGAAGACCGAUGGCAUCUCUGUUUCCCGCAGCUGCCCAACAUCUCCUGCAGGAAGCCUUCGUCCGAGGACUCGGAAGAUGUUUUUUUCCGAGUCCUGCUUCCCGUCGAAUGCGUCGCCACCGUGCUGCUCAACUUGCUGGUCAUCGUUUCAAUCUCCCACUUCAGGCACAAGUUCCUUUUUUUUUCUGUCACGCUCGGGGGUUGUUUUUCGGUCCUCGCCAGGUUUUCCGCAUGUGUUGCGUUCGAGGACGUUCAAUGUUUGGCAGGAAAAUGGUUUCGAGACUGCGUUGUGUGUAUCAAUGAUGUUUUUUUUUUCUUUCUUCUCUCUCUCCUUUUUUUUUUUGUCUUGGUGCGCAGGCAGCUCCACACCCCCACCAACCUGGUCCUCCUCUCCCUCGCCGUCGCCGACUUUCUGGUGGGCUCGGUGUCGAUGCCAAAAGAGAUCUACAAGAACGCGUCCUGCUGGUUUUUGGGCGACGUGAUGUGUUCCCUGUGGAACUACGUGAUUUUCAUUUCUUCCGUGGCCUCGGUGGGAAACAUUGUGCUGAUAUCGGCCGACCGUUACGUGGCCAUUUGCGAUCCCCUGCGUUAUAAGGUCAAAGUCACCGUGAAAAGAGUUCAACUUUGCGUUUGUCUCUGUUGGCUGACCGCCGUUCUCCACUGCGGCAUCGUUUUGAUGGACCAGUUGGCUCACCCCGGGAUGUACAACUCCUGCCUGGGAGAGUGCGUCAUCGGUUUUGAGUUUUACGGAGGCCUUUUGGACCUGGUCGUGUGCUUCGUCCUUCCUCUCGGCGUCAUCAUCGCGCUGUACAUGAGAGUGUUUGCGGUGGCCGUGUCUCAGGCGCGAGCCGUGCGUUCUCACGUUCGAUGUCUCAAAUUACAACGGCGCGGUCCUUUCGGAACAAGGACCUCCGAAAUGAAGGCGGCCGGGACUCUUGGGCUUCUCGUUCUGGUCUUUCUGGCGUGUUUCUGUCCAUACUUCAUUGUUAACCUGGUGGCUGAAAACAGUACUACGGCUUCGGUGGGCAAAUAUGUUCUUUAUUUGUAUGACUUCAACUCGUGCGUGAAUCCCUUGAUAUACGCCUUGUUCUACCCGUGGUUUCGAAGAGCCGCCAAGCACAUCGUCACCCUGCGGAUUCUGCGGCCCGGCUCCCGCGAGGCCAGCAACAUACUCUAGACUGGCAUUUAAAAUGCACUGAUCGUUUUGUUGUUGUCGUCGUGGUGGUCAUUUGAGUAGCCCGUACU
Hippocampus zosterae (dwarf seahorse) is the source of this 1284-nucleotide messenger RNA. Its product is annotated as trace amine-associated receptor 1-like. Lineage: Eukaryota; Metazoa; Chordata; Actinopteri; Syngnathiformes; Syngnathidae. Gene Ontology annotation, cellular component: membrane. The transcript has a single exon. Gene Ontology annotation, molecular function: trace-amine receptor activity. Bases 32 to 1216 code for a protein of 394 amino acids. The record is from RefSeq and is a predicted model, not a curated record. Gene Ontology annotation, biological process: G protein-coupled receptor signaling pathway.